UUUUAUUCUGUUUCCAGGUUUGGGAGGAAGAUUGUUUUGUUUGGAUCUAUGGGGGUACAGAUUUUAUUCAAUCUUCUUAUCACAUUGUCACCCAGCUGGGAAAUCUUCUGCCUGAUUAAUUUCUUAAGAGGCAUCGGCGAGGUUUCAUACUAUGUGACUGCGUUUGUGCUUGGAUCUGAAAUUCUACAGAAAUCUAUUCGGGUUACAUACUCUACACUUGGAAUUGGCUGUUUUUAUGCCGUGGGAUACAUGAUGCUGCCUUUUAUUGCCUAUUUCGUGAGAGGAUGGAGAAUGUUGAUAUUGAUCCUGAGCCUGAUCUGUUUGCUGUACAUUCCUUUGUGGUGGUUUAUUCCUGAAUCUCCACGCUGGCUACUGUCCAAGGGAAGGGUAAAGGAAGCUGAAACAAUAAUUCGAUUCAUGGCAAAGAAAAAUGGCAUCACUCCACCACCAGUACUUUUCACUGACGAUGAGCUUGAAAAUAUACAGAAUAAACAAGUAAAAUCUGUUCCAGUUACUCAAUUGAUAAAAUCUCGCAAUAUCCUAGUCAUCACAGUCAUUACCGCACUCAUAUGGAUGAUUAUAGCAAUUGGAUACUAUGGUCUGUCUCUGAACAUCCCCAAUCUUCAUGGCAACGACUAUCUGAAUUGUUUCCUCUUUGGUGCCAUUGAGAUUCCGAGUUGUAUCGCAUCCUGGCUUCUCCUCCGGAAAUGUCCACGCAGGUUCAGCCAUGCAGGCAUUCUUGUUCUGAGUGGAGGUGUUCUGCUCUUCAUGAACCUCAUACCAUCAAAUCUUUCAAUACUUUCUACAGUGCUGGUGUUAAUUGGAAAAAUGGGAAACGCAUGGGCUUAUUGCAUGGUUUAUGUCUACUCCUCCGAACUGUAUCCAACCCCAUUGAGAAACACAGGUGUUGGAGUGAGUUCAAUGGCUUCCAGAACUGGCAGCAUUAUUUCUCCUUACAUUGUUUUACUUGGUAGUUAUCAAGAGAUCCUGCCGUUUAUUGUGAUGGGGGUGUUGAUGGUGUUCUCAGGAAUUGUGGUCUUGUUUCUGCCAGAAACGUUCAAUAUUCCUCUUCCAGAUACAAUUGACCAAAUGCAAAAAGUUAAAUGGUGCAAAUGUUCUCACUCUGAUUCAACUCAAACCAGAGAAAACAAUGUGGUGAUUUUAAAAGAGGAAAUGCUUUGAGCACAGAUCUUCACCAGCAGCCAAGCGACUGAGGAAUUCAUUGCCGUUUGGGUCAGGCUCCAACUCUUCAGGAGUGGCAACUCCAAAAGUGGCAACUUCUUCUGUUGAUCCAGAAAGAAACUGAUACCUGGAGAUCACAGUGAAAUGAUCAGAUCUCCUGCAGGGAAUAGGAUUUGAAGUUUCUACCAAAGUUUCACAAAACCAAAUUACUGGACCCUUUCUCUAAGAUAUUGUUUUAAAAAAAGACAUGCACUUUUUAUGUAUUUCUUCCAUCCGAUUGCAUUAUAUUCCUUGGAUAUUUUCCUCUUUGUAGAGCAAUUUAUUAAAUGCUAUGAACCAAUCCUUGACAUCUACCCAGUGUGAUGGUUUCCUACAGUCAAUGCUUUCUGUGAUCAACUCUUGUUUCUGUUUCAUUCCUCCUGUUUUGGUUCAAACUCCUCUCCUGCUUUGAAACAGUUUGAAACAGGUCAUUAUAUUAGGUGCUUUCUUUCAAUUAUCCAUUUAUUGAAUGUGGAACUUGUUGACAUUAGACCAUAGAUGUAUAGCACAGAAACAGGCCCUUCAGCCCACAAUCUCCAUUGCAAACAAGUUAAACUAAUCUCUUCUGCCUGCACGUGAUCCAUAACCCUCCAUCCCCUGCAUAUGCAUGUGCUUAUCUAAAAGCCUCUUAAAUGCCACUAUCCUCUCUACCCCCACAACUACCCUCAGCAGCACAUUCCGGGCACCCACUGCUCUGUGUAAAAUAAUACUUGCCUC
Molecule: messenger RNA, 1938 nt
Organism: Leucoraja erinaceus (little skate)
Lineage: Eukaryota; Metazoa; Chordata; Chondrichthyes; Rajiformes; Rajidae
Product: organic cation/carnitine transporter 2-like
Exons: 8
Biological process (GO): transmembrane transport
Cellular component (GO): membrane
Molecular function (GO): transmembrane transporter activity
Source: RefSeq, a predicted model, not a curated record